CAGCCAACCAGUCGGGGCCAAGUCCCCGGGCAAGAAGCGAUUGGGGGCGAGUGAGCUCGGCCCCACGGUCCCCCGUCCGGGUCCCCCAGCCCCCGCCCGGGAGCAAGGCGGUAUAUCCUGCACUCCCUCCCUGACCACCUCCCCUUCGUGGAAGCGGAGCGGCGGCCUCGCAGUAACGCAGAGGCGAAAUGUAGCGAGCCGGGUGUCGCGGCUGGACGCUCGCCUUGGCUGGGGGUGUAGGGGGCACGCCGGAGGCCGAGGAGGACUGCCGAGGAGGAGUGAUGAGAAGAGGGGGAUCCCUGCACCCCCCAAAAACACGGGUCCCUGCUGCCACACGCCAGGCGCCCCCCUUCCUCCCCAGCGAGGGGCAGGUGUUCCAUACAGAUUCUUGUGACUUUAAGGACCAGGGAUUUGGGAAGGUGCAAGGUCUUCCCAGGAAGGAAGGACAUCUCUGGAAAAAAGGAGAGAGACAGCAGACAGUGCCCUGGGACCAGCAGAGCCCGAGGAGCUGUGGGAAGCUGAAGGAGCCCAACCAGAGGCGGGGGAAGGAGCCACAGCCCCCGGCCGAGGCUGCCUUCUGAAAGAUCUGAACUCAAGCUACUUUAAUGAAAGAAGGGCCACCUCAGAGGGCACCCCAGACUUAGCUGGGCUCUUCUACUCUGGAUGGCCCUUGCUCUGAGAAGCCUGCACUGAGAACCAAAGAAGUUAAGAGGCCAGAGAAGCUUCCCCCAAGCACAGCGCUGGCCAGCUGGGUCAGGCUUCUGCACCCCUAGUGGCCGGCUGCAGAGUCUGGUGAGGAGUUUCUUGCUCCCCUCCAGCUCGUGGCUUCAGUGCUUGAUGGGGCUGCCUGUUGGUGGAUCAGUUUUUGCAGCACCUGAUAGGAGCGGAGAGCCGUGGGAAGAGGUCCCGCGGCGACCAAGCCUGGGUUCACCCCAAGACUAAGUUCUUUCCAGAGUUAGAAAGGGAGAGAAAGCAAACAAAGAGAGAAGAGUUCCCCCUUCUCCUCCUCCCUUCCCGUCAUGUCCUCUAAGCCGGAGCCGAAGGACGUCCACCAGCUGAACGGGACUGGCCCCACUGCCUCACCCUGCCCUUCGGAUGGCCCCGGGCGAGAGCCCUUGGCCGGGACCUCAGAGUUCCUGGGGCCUGAUGGGGCUGGGGUAGAGGUGGUGGUGACUGAGUCUCGCGCCAACGCCAAGGGGGUUCGGGAGGAGGACGCCCUGCUGGAGAACGGGAGCCAGAGCAAUGAAAGUGACGACGUCAGCACAGACCGUGGCCCCGCACCACCCUCCCCGCUCAAGGAGACCUCCUUUUCCAUCGGGCUGCAAGUGCUGUUUCCCUUCCUUCUGGCAGGCUUUGGGACUGUGGCUGCCGGCAUGGUGCUGGACAUCGUACAGCACUGGGAAGUCUUCCAGAAAGUGACAGAGGUCUUCAUCCUGGUGCCUGCACUGCUGGGGCUUAAGGGGAACCUGGAAAUGACCCUGGCAUCAAGGCUUUCCACCGCAGCCAACAUCGGGCACAUGGACACACCCAAGGAGCUCUGGCGGUUGAUCACUGGGAAUAUGGCCCUCAUCCAGGUGCAGGCCACGGUGGUGGGCUUCCUGGCGUCCAUCGCAGCCGUCGUCUUUGGCUGGAUCCCUGACGGCCACUUCAGUAUCCCACAUGCCUUCCUGCUCUGUGCCAGCAGCGUGGCCACGGCCUUCAUUGCCUCCCUGGUACUGGGCAUGAUCAUGAUUGGAGUCAUCAUUGGCUCUCGCAAGAUUGGAAUCAACCCAGACAAUGUGGCCACGCCCAUUGCUGCCAGCCUGGGAGACCUCAUCACCUUGGCACUGCUCUCAGGCAUCAGCUGGGGACUGUACCUGGAGCAGGAUGUCUGGCAAUAUAUCUACCCCCUGGUGUGUGCCUUCUUCGUGGCCCUGCUGCCUGUCUGGGUGGUGCUGGCUCGACGGAGCCCAGCCACAAGGGAGGUGUUGUACUCAGGCUGGGAGCCUGUCAUCAUUGCCAUGGCCAUCAGCAGUGUGGGAGGCCUCAUCUUGGACAAGACUGUCUCAGACCCCAACUUUGCAGGGAUGGCUGUCUUCACACCUGUGAUUAAUGGUGUUGGGGGCAAUCUGGUGGCUGUGCAGGCCAGCCGCAUCUCCACCUUCCUCCACAUGAACGGAAUGCCAGGGGAGAACUCUGGGCAAGCCCCUCGCCGCUGCCCCAGCCCUUGUACCACCUUCUUCAGUCCCGAUGUGAAUUCUCGCUCGGCCCGGGUCCUCUUUCUCCUCGUGGUCCCAGGACAUCUGGUGUUCCUCUACACCAUCAGCUGUAUGCAGGGCGGGCACACCACUCUUACACUCAUCUUCAUCAUCUUCUACAUGACAGCUGCACUGCUCCAGGUGCUGAUUCUCCUGUACAUCGCAGACUGGAUGGUGCACUGGAUGUGGGGCCGGGGCCUGGACCCGGACAACUUCUCCAUCCCGUACUUGACGGCCCUGGGGGACCUGCUUGGCACUGGGCUCCUAGCACUCAGCUUCCAUGUCCUCUGGCUCAUUGGGGACCGAGACACGGAUGUCGGGGACUAAGCUUGGUCACUCGGCCUUCUCUCCACCUCUCUGCACUUUCUGUGCCUUCUUUCGUCUUGUCUUCCAUCUCCAAACCCAUUUGCACACAGACUCUUAUACAGGCACCAAAACCAACUCUUCCGCCCCUGAGGCUGUGCCCCUGUGGUGUGCAGUCACCCCUGCCCCAGUCACUCACCGCUUCUUCAUCUCUGGAGUUCAGCCAGGCUGCCCUGGGGGAUUCCGGAGUGUCCUUUGCCACAAAAGCAAGAAGGUAGGCGUGCCCCAACCCCUGAGUGUGUGAGCAGAGGGAGGACUGCGGGGUGAGAGGGAAAGAAAAUGGACUUCAUGACUUUCAUGGAAGAUCCAUUUCUUUUCCCCCGAUUGCACAAACUGCAUGGACUUGUGGCCCAGCUGUGAGGAGCAACAUUGGUUUACGCUUCUAUCCUUAAAAAGUUACAGAACUGUGUCCUACGACAAUUAUUUAUAGUGACUAUAACUGAAUUGACAAAUGUCAACGUAACUGAUAAAUUAUAUUUGGUAAAAUAAAGAGGACGUUUAUUUA
Messenger RNA from Lagenorhynchus albirostris (white-beaked dolphin), 3105 nucleotides. RefSeq names its product solute carrier family 41 member 1 (gene SLC41A1). Gene Ontology annotation, biological process: monoatomic cation transport. Gene Ontology annotation, cellular component: plasma membrane. The transcript is spliced from 12 exons. Gene Ontology annotation, molecular function: monoatomic cation transmembrane transporter activity. NCBI's taxonomy places the organism in Eukaryota, Metazoa, Chordata, Mammalia, Artiodactyla, Delphinidae. Bases 1020 to 2564 code for a protein of 514 amino acids. The record is from RefSeq and is a predicted model, not a curated record.